Molecule: messenger RNA, 2047 nt
Organism: Salvelinus namaycush (lake trout)
Lineage: Eukaryota; Metazoa; Chordata; Actinopteri; Salmoniformes; Salmonidae
Gene: rnls
Product: renalase, FAD-dependent amine oxidase
Exons: 7
Coding region: 336-1367 (343 amino acids)
Cellular component (GO): extracellular region
Molecular function (GO): oxidoreductase activity, acting on NAD(P)H
Source: RefSeq, a predicted model, not a curated record
CACAUCCUGCUGGUUUUAUUGCCGAUUGGGUGAAAGGCUUGUAUCAACCACAAUGGGUGAUUAGUAGCCUAAUUAGUCAGUCAUAUAGAUGUAACAAUAACGUUUUCAGUGCGAUUUUGUAAUGGAAACUAAGUGGUUUGUUUAUUUUGCUACAAUAAACUGUUUCUCCAUGCAUACAACCAAGGGAACAUUUUGGUCGGCCAACAGCCAUUCAACAGCCAUUCAUGUUUACAAUUAUAGGAUAGAGGUUAAAUCUGCAGCGUUACCAAACACGCCCAAAGAAGCUUGGUGCGGUCAAACAUUGUCAAAGAAAAUAGUUUAUAUUUCAGGUGAUAAUGUCUCGAGUUCUUAUAGUUGGUGCAGGUUUGACAGGCAGUUUAUGCGCUUGUCUUCUGCGAAGAGAAAUGCCAAACAAAGUUAUUGUUGUCUGGGAUAAAUCGCGAGGAGCAGGAGGAAGGAUGUCCACCAGCAGAAGUCCGUCUGAUGCCUCCUGUAUAGUUGAUCUUGGUGCACAGUACAUUACUGCCACGACAUACUAUGCCAAAAUGCAUCAAAACUUCUAUGAAGAGCUGCUGGCCCAUGGUGUUCUGAAGCCCCUGGUUUCCUCUGUGGAAGGGGAGGUGAUGAAGGAUGGAGGCCAUAAAAACUAUGUCAGUCCAACAGGAGUGUCCGCCAUCGUCAAACAUUUCCUUAAGCAGUCAGCAGGGGCAGAGGUGUUCUUUGACCACCACGUUACCCACAUCUACCAGAAGGGCGCCAUCUGGGAGGUGUGUCGGAAGGGCGGGGCCCCGGAGCAGUUUGACGCCGUGGUCCUCACUAUGCCAGUACCGCAGAUCCUACAGCUGCAAGGAGACGUGGGCUCCUUGCUAGAGAAGAGUCAGCGGCAGCAGCUUGAGGCGGUGAGCUAUUCGUCGCGCUAUGCGCUGGGCCUCUUCUACAAAGCCCAGGCUCACAUCGACGUCCCCUGGGCCGCCAAGUACAUCUCCAAUAAUCCCUGCAUUCGCUUCAUCGCCAUUGAUGAUAAAAAGCGCAAUUUAGAAUCCCCUGAGUGCGGUACCUCCAUGGUGGUUCACACCAGUGUUCCCUUUGGUAUCAAACACCUGGAGGAGGCAAAGGAGCAGGUGGAGCCUCUCAUCCUGGAGGAGCUGAACAAGCUGCUGCCCGGCCUGCCACAGCCCGACAGCAUCAAAUGCCAGAAGUGGAGAUACUCGCAGGUGAGGAGCUCGGUGGCCGACUGCCCGGGGCAGAUGACGCUGCUGUCCCAGCCUCUGUUGGUGUGUGGGGGCGAUGGCUUCACGCAUUCCAAUUUCGACGGCUGUAUCGAGUCUGCCCUGAAGGUGUUUGACGUUCUGAAGCACUCUCUCUGAUGCCGCCUUCUGGGGUUGGGAGAAUAGUGUGGUGGGGUUCUAUGUGUACAGCAUGUUAGCCCAGAGAGGGUGGCAUGAAACUGAUCUGUUUUACAGAUUCCAUCCAUUCACAGAGAUGGGGGGGGAGUAAUGAUCGAUCUCUGUGAAUGGAUGGAAUCUGUUAAAACAGAUCAGUUUCAUCCAUUGAGGUACUUGAUAUGUUGUGUGACACUACAGUCAACACCAUAUGUAUUUGGACAGUGAAGCUACAAUUUAAAAUGUCUCUUUACUCCAGCAUUUUUGGAUUUGAGCGACAGUACAAAAUGUCACCUUUUUUUGGAGGAAAUGUUCAUAUAUAUAUCUGUUUUUACGGUUUAUGUAUCUAGUACCCCCAUUUGAAGAAGGCAUAAGUAUUCGGACAAAUUCACUAACAGUGUAUUAAAGUGGUCAAAAGUUUAGUAUUUGGUCCCAUAUUCAUAGCACACAGUGACUACAUCAAGCUUGUGACUACAAACUUGUUGGAUGCAUAUGCAGUUUGUUUUGGUUGUUUCAGAUAAUGUUUUGCCCAAUAGGAACUGAAUUUUGUGUCACUUUUAUUAUAAAUGUGGAUGAAUGCCAUAAUGAAUGGAUAAUUGUGAAUAAUGAUGAGUGAGAAAGUUAGAGGCACAAAGGUCGCCCCCCCCCCCCCCCCCCCCCCCCCC